ACAACAAAAAAAAAUUGUAUUUCUGGCCGACUUGAAAGACCUAACCCCUCUCCCCCAAGUUCUGCGGAUGCUUUUUUUUUGUUUUAAAAUUGCUUUGCACUUUCUCCAGUUCCUGCUUCUAGUGACUGAAGUUGUGAUUCUCUCUUUUCAAACAGUGUUGUAAGGGAGUAUUUUGUUCUGUAGGUCAGGACACACCCCCUCUUCCAAUGUGGAUUUGGAGUCUGUCCCACAGCUUAGUAAACCAAGCAUUCUGUUGGUACUGGUGCAGUGUCGUUAGGAGUUUUUGUCAAGGCAGCAGAGGGAGAGUUGAACAGAGCGAGCGAGAGAAAGACCUAAGGGCCCCGGAGCUGGGAUGCUGAUAUGAAUUCCAUGGAGUCAAAGCCUCUGGGGCUGUUGAUGUGGCUGGGUUUCGCCUGGCUGGCGGUGGUCUCGGUGCAAGGGAAGGAGCCGUCGCAGGGGCGCUUCAAAGUGGUCUUCACGCCGACCAUCUGCAAGCGGACUUGUCUGAAGGGUCAGUGUCAGGACAGCUGUCAGAGGGGGAACACCACCACCCUCAUCAGUGAGAACGGACAUGCAGCAGACACCCUCACUGGCUCCGGCUUCCGAGUGGUUGUGUGUCCUCUCCCCUGCAUGAACGGAGGACAAUGUAGCUCCAGGAACCGAUGCCAUUGCCCAUCCAACUUCACGGGCAAGUUCUGCCAGAUUUCAGUGAGUGGGCAGGUCCACCCUCAUCAGCCACAUACGGGCGAGCAGCCUCCGGACAAGGUCUCAGAAACCUACAAGCACUCGGUCUUCACACUCCAGCUCACCCCCGACUCCCAGAGUCCCGGGGAGCAUUCCCCGGGCAAAUUCAGCCACGGCGUUCUGACAUCAGGAGGGCUACAGCACAGACCAGAAGGACAGCCCCAGCCGGUCAUAAACCUACACGUGCGGCAUCCUCCUGAAGCCACCGUCCAGAUCCAUCGGGUCUCCAGCGUGGACAGCCACUUGAGUGAGCAGAAGAACCUGCUGCACCAGCCAAUACUGGUCCAUCACCAGCCCGUGCAGAAGGUGAAUCACUACCCCCCCAGGACCCUGCCCACCUCGCAGAAGAAACUAGGCCGCUGCUUCCAGGAGACCUUGCCAAAGACGUGCAGUAACCCUCUUCCCGGUCUGACCAAAGAAGAAGAUUGCUGUGGGAGUGUGGGGACGUCGUGGGGCUUCAGUAACUGCAACAAGUGUCGACACCAGCACUACUUGGCUGACCCAAAGACUGGGAUCAUUGGCGGAGUGGAGUGUCCUCAGGGCUACAAGAGACUCAACAGCACCCACUGCCAAGAUAUCAAUGAGUGCCUGAUCCAGGGAGUUUGCCAAAAUGCAGAUUGUCUGAACACACAGGGGAGCUUUCGCUGUGCUUGCAAGCCUGGCUAUGUGAUAGGGCCAUCACGGACACACUGUGUCGUGAUGGAGAAACCUGAGGUGAAGGGUCCUUGCUACCUGCUAGUAAAUGCUGAGGAGGGAUGUACCUACCCUCUGCGGGGUGAGCUGACCAAGCAGCUGUGCUGCUGUACAGUGGGGAAAGCCUGGGGCUCUGACUGUGAUCCCUGCCCCAACCCUGGAGCAGCGGAAUUUCAGGAGACAUGCCCGGCAGGAAUGGGCUACCACUUCUCCAGCUCUCACCAGAAGAUCAGCAUUCCGCCUGGCAGUAAUAUCGUGGUUCGUAUCGAUCCGGAUGGAAAGGCUAGGAUCGUCCAGGUGCCAGUCACGAUGCCCCCCUCAGUCACACACGAUGCAGAUCCCAAGGAGAUUGGCGAGGCUUCCACGGUCGCACUGUUACCCACUUUCAGCCUCAGAGAGGAAGCGUUGUCAGCUACUUUCAUCCCGUUUGCAUCGAGAUUUCCAGUAGAAUUGGAAACGCGACCUACAACCCCUGCUGUUAAAGUGCUGCCCCCGGAGCAGUCCAUGGAGUUCGGCCCGUCCCAGGUCAUUGAAAUGGACACGUGUAAAGUGGACCGGGGUAUCUGCGGACAUGGAGUGUGUGUCUAUGAUCCAUCUGGUUACACCUGUGCUUGUCACAAUGGCUACCAGCUGCAUACCCAGGUUAAAAAGUGUGUGGAUGUGAACGAGUGUGACAACAACCCCUGUGGGGUCAGAAAAGGCGAUUGCAUGAAUUAUGUCGGGACCUACAGCUGCCUCUGUUACCAAGGCUACCAGCUACAGGAACUUCCAGAAGGCAGCACUUGUGUUGAUAUUAAUGAGUGCACCGAGGGACGGCUGUGCGCCAAUGGGCGAUGCUUCAACACCGAGGGCUCCUUCUACUGCCGCUGUCACACCGGCUAUCGCCUUGUCAGCCACCAAACCGCCUGCGAAGAUAUCAAUGAAUGCCACAAUCCGAAUGCCUGCCCACGGGGAAAGUGCAAGAAUAAGCCAGGGACGUACGAGUGUGUUCCAUGCCCAGAGGGAUACCGGAGUCAGGCUGGAGAGUGCUACGAUGUUGAUGAGUGUUUAGACAGAUCCUUCUGUUUAAAUGGAAAGUGCGUCAACACAAAGGGCUCAUACAGUUGCACCUGCAGCAAAGGCUUUAAACCAGCGCCCGAUGGGAAGAGCUGUCUAGAUAUUAACGAAUGCAGCGAGGGGCGGCUCUGUGCCAAUGGCCGUUGUUUGAACACAGAGGGGUCCUUCCAGUGCCGCUGUCACCCUGGCUAUCGUCUGUCCAAUCAUCAAACUUCCUGUGAAGAUAUCAAUGAAUGUUUGGAGGUGGCUGGUGCCUGCACCAAUGGAGAGUGCAUCAACAUGCCAGGAUCCUACACAUGCCAGUGUCACGCAGGGUUCCAACUGUUUGAUGGCACACGGUGUAAAGAUAUCGAUGAGUGCGCCUUGAACCGCUCGCUGUGUAUACCAAAUGGCGCCUGCAGGAACACUGAGGGCUCCUUCUCCUGCGUCUGCGACACCGGCUUCAUCCUGUCACUGGACACCUACACGUGUGAAGAACCCGAGAGGCCAGAAGACAAGAAGGAGUGUUACCUCAGCCUCGACGACACCAUAUUCUGCGACAGCGUCCUUGCAACCAACAUCACCAAGGGGGAGUGCUGCUGUUCCCUCGGAGCAGGCUGGGGAGACCACUGUGAGAUCUACCCGUGCCCCGUGCACAGUACAGCUGAGUUUCACUCUCUCUGCCCAGACGGGAAGGGAUUCUUGGUAACCGAUGACAAUCUGUUCGGCCUUCCAUCUUACAGAGACAUCGAUGAGUGUAUGCUGUUUGGCCAGGAGAUCUGCAAGGAAGGAUUCUGCAUGAACACACAGCCCGGCUUCGAGUGUUACUGCAAGCAAGGCUUCUACUACGACGGGGCCUUGUUUCAGUGUCUGGACGUGGACGAGUGCCAGGACAUUCAGAGCUGCCCCAAUGGCAGGUGCGUCAACACCAAGGGGUCCUUCACCUGCGCCUGCUCUCCGCCCAUGACCUUUGACAAGGUGAAGAGACGCUGUGUGCAGCCUGUGGUUGUCAUCGACGCAGACCGGGUGGAUACGGAACGCGACCUCUGCUGGAAGCACGUCGGCAAGGAUUUCAUCUGCAGCCACCCACUGCUUGCGUACCAAACCACUUUCUCGGAGUGUUGCUGCCAGCACGGACUGGCCUGGGGGCUGGAAUGUCGCAUGUGCCCCAUGAGAAUGUCAGCCAGCUUCUCUCGCCUGUGCAACAUAACACGGUGGCUGCCAAACAUCCGACCAGGCCGCGGGGUGGAUCAGAGGCAGACUGAACAGAUGGACGUGUCACAGAGUAGUGAUGAUAACAGUUCUGACGACGACUCCGAGGAGUGUUCAUGUAGGCACGGGCGCUGUGUGCGAGGGCGAAAUAGGUGUGAAUGCUACAAAGGCUUCCAGCUGGACAGCAGUGGGAAAUGCAGAGAUAUCAAUGAGUGCCGUGAGCUGCAUCGCAAGCGGUUCCUGUGUAAGAACGCGCACUGCACGAAUACUGUGGGAUCGUACCGAUGUACCUGUUACCAGGGCUUUGUGCCCACACGGCGCCACAACAUCUGCAUACGCCGGAAGAUGAGCUAGGCCGCAGGGUGGGCAACGCAACAACGAGAAAAUGACUAUCCUCGUCAUCCAUUUUUCUUUUGGCCUGCCAGAUCCUCAAAGGAAACACGUUAUCAAAUGUUAACAUUGAAAAUACUUGUUUUAAUUUUUGGAAACACCUAUUUAAUAUUCUGAAAAAAAGAGGGAAAGACGUCUAAUUUUACCGUCAUCCCAUUUCAUACCUUCAGUUGGUGGAGUUUAGUUGUCCAAUUUGUCUUUUAUAUCAAUUGCUCUUUUUCUGAAAAAAAAAUUGUGGGGAGGAUUUGACACACUCAAUAUGGCGGCUACUCUGAAAACAUGAACACUGUCGUCCAAAGGAUAAACCAAAGAACUGCCGGACACUCGAUAUGGCGACACACUAUCUUUAUCUCCAGGAGAUUUAAGUAUGCAGGCACUUGACAAUUCCAACUAGGAAGAGAAUUAAAGACUAGCAACUUCAAUAUGGUAGCAGCGGGGGAAAUGCCGUCAGCUGCCAUAUUGAGUGUACCAACAGCAAUUGGAAUGGUAGAGAUGGAGUGGGAACUGCCCGGAAGCCACCACUUCAGACUGGACUGUGAUGUAGAUAAUUAAUAAAAGAAAUGAACUUACCAGCCAA
Carcharodon carcharias (great white shark) is the source of this 4651-nucleotide messenger RNA. RefSeq names its product latent transforming growth factor beta binding protein 3 (gene ltbp3). The transcript is spliced from 27 exons. Gene Ontology annotation, molecular function: calcium ion binding. NCBI's taxonomy places the organism in Eukaryota, Metazoa, Chordata, Chondrichthyes, Lamniformes, Lamnidae. Bases 361 to 4038 code for a protein of 1225 amino acids. The record is from RefSeq and is a predicted model, not a curated record.